Molecule: messenger RNA, 1296 nt
Organism: Megachile rotundata (alfalfa leafcutting bee)
Lineage: Eukaryota; Metazoa; Arthropoda; Insecta; Hymenoptera; Megachilidae
Gene: Ttc19
Product: tetratricopeptide repeat domain 19
Biological process (GO): mitochondrial respiratory chain complex III assembly
Cellular component (GO): mitochondrial inner membrane
Molecular function (GO): protein binding
Source: RefSeq, a predicted model, not a curated record
GUUUCCUUUGACCACUAUUUUCCCUAGAAAGGGAUUUGUACUAGAGUCAUUAUUAUAAUAUCAUUGUAGGUUAAGUGUACAAUUAUACAUACCUACAAUUUAAAUACAUGACUAAAAAGAAAUUAUAUGUUUAAAAGUGUUUAAUUUUAUUAUUGUAACAUUGUAAUAAAAAAUUAAAACUUUAAUACCAUGUAUUGUCGAAAGAUACUUAUAAAUACAUUUAGAUAUGCCCAAACUCGUAUAAAAUCGAAUUAUUUCGCUGCAAAUAUUUGUUUAUUAAAUUUAAGAAAAAACAUAUUUACAUCAUAUUUACCUCAAAUUAAUAAAACAAGAAGUUAUAGUAAUUACAAUACUAAGAAUGUAUUGCAAUUUAAUUUUUUUAUUCUAUCAAGCAAUUUUUUAUUCAAAUUAUUUAUGUCCGAGGAAGAGAAAGACGACGUUGAAGAGUUAAAAAUGACGAUCAAACGAUCAAUUUUAUUAAUUCAGAAACAAGAAUUUGAAAAAGCAGAGCAAAUGUUGCAUGUUGCUUUAAUGCAAGCCCAAACUUUACAACAUUACGAUGGUAUAACUUAUGUGUAUGAUGUAAUGGCAAAUUUAGCAUAUGACACAAACAAUUUGGAUAAAGCAGAAAAAUUGUUUGUAUCAGUUUUACAAAGAUUAAUGUCUAAAGGAGUUCCAGAGCAUGAUUUAGCAAUCAUUCAUAUUAGUCUUAAAAUUGCUGAUAUAUACAGCAAAAGAGGAGACUUAGAAAAAGCAGAGAAAGGUUACAGAUUUUGUUUUGACCGCUUAAAAAAUCACUUAAGCGAAAACAGUGAAAACCAAGAUGCAUUGCAAUUAUUAAGUAUAAGUUUAGAAUUGUUUGGAUCUAUGCUUUUCUCACAGUCACAUUAUACAGAAGCUCUUAAAUAUUUUACUCAAGCUUACAACAUAUGCAAAAAAAUAAAUGGUGAAGAACAUGAAGAGACUGUUAUGUUGCUGAGUAACAUAGGAAGUGUUAAAUUUAUGUUACAAGAAUAUGAUGAAGCUAUUGAAUAUUUAUCUAAAGCAGCGGUAUUAGGAAAAAAGUUUCCAGAUAUGGAUUAUUUAAGCUCUGUUCAUAUCAAUUUGGGAAAUGCAUUGAUUAUUAAGGGACUGCAUGAAGAAGCGAAAAAAAAUUGUAAAGAAGGAAAAAGAUUGGCAAAAGUUAGAAGCGAUAAUGAAUCUAUGAUAGAAGCAGAAAAAUGUCUGAAAAAAAUACAAGAUCUACUAUCAUAGUAUCAAUUUUUAUGUAUGUAUUGAAACAUUAUAAUUUAAACU